AAAAAAUUGAGGCCUAUAAGCCAUUGACCAUGGGGCCAUGACCAUGACCCUGACCCUGACACACCCCGUUAUUAAAGGCAUUCUCAUUAAUUGGACUCAGCCGCUGCUCCUGGAUCCGCCCUACGGUCCGUCCAAAUUAAACUUCACUCAGGCAACAUACAGGGAGGACAAGUUCCGUACGGAACGCAGAAUACGGUGUCGUUUUAUCUCAAAGCCAGGCAAUUCCAAUUUCACUCUCUUUUUCUCUGCACAGAUCUGUUGUUUGCCUGGGCUGUCUCGCUAGAACCUUUCUCCGCAACCAUGGUUUCCACCAGCAAGAUCAAAUCUGUGGAUUUUUACAGAAAAAUUCCUAGGGAUUUGACGGAGGCAUCAUUAUCGGGUGCAGGGUUAUCCGUAAUAGCAGCCUUAUCCAUGAUGUUUCUAUUUGGAAUGGAACUGAGUAAUUAUUUGUCAGUGAGCACCUCUACAUCUGUUAUUGUUGACCAGAGUUCUGAUGGGGAUUUCUUACGAAUUGAAUUCAAUAUCAGUUUUCCUGCUCUCUCAUGUGAAUUUGCAUCAGUUGAUGUGAGUGAUGUGCUGGGAACAAACAGGCUGAACAUAACAAAAACUAUUCGUAAGUAUUCAAUAGAUCCAGAUUUAAGACCUACUGGCGCUGAGUUUCAUUCAGGACCAGUUGGGAAAGUCAUCAAGCAUGGAGAUGAAACUGAUGAAGAAUAUAGUGAAGGUUCUGCUUCACUAACAGCUCAGAAUUUUUAUAAAUAUUCACAUCAGCAUGCUAUUUUGGUUGUCAAUUUCUUUGCUCCUUGGUGCUAUUGGAGUACUCGCCUGAAACCUUCAUGGGAGAAGGCGGCCAAAAUAAUAAGAGAAAGAUAUGACCCAGAAUUGGAUGGGCGAAUUGUUAUGGCAAAGGUUGACUGCACUGAAGAAGGUGAAUUGUGUAGGAGGCAUCACAUACAGGGUUAUCCGUCUAUUCGUAUUUUCCGUAAAGGAAGUGAUGUGAGGGACGAUCACGGACACCAUGAUCACGAAUCCUAUUAUGGAGAUCGAGAUACAGAUACCCUGGUUACUACGAUGGAAACUUUGGUUGCUCCAAUUCCACUGGAGUCUCAGAGGCUAGCUUUGGAGAAUAAAUCUGAUAGUACGGCAGACCAUAUAAAACGUCCUGCACCCAGAACAGGUGGAUGCAGAAUUGAAGGUUUUGUGCGUGUUAAGAAGGUUCCAGGCAACCUUGUCAUUUCAGCUCGCUCGGGAUCCCAUUCCUUUGAUCCCUCUCAAAUGAACAUGUCACAUGUUAUUUCCCACCUUUCAUUUGGCAGAAAGAUUGCACCAAGGGUGAUGAGUGAUAUGAAACGAGUGCUACCAUAUAUUGGUGGAAGCCAUGAUAGAUUGAAUGGCCGGUCAUAUAUUAGUCAUCCUAGUGAUUCAAAUGCAAAUGUUACUAUAGAGCAUUAUCUUCAAGUAGUGAAAACAGAGGUGAUAACAACUCGUGAUCAUAAGUUGGUCGAGGAGUAUGAGUACACAGCCCACAGUAGUUUGGUGCAGAGUUUAUAUAUCCCUGUUGCAAAAUUCCAUUUCGAGCUAUCUCCUAUGCAGGUCUUAGUGACAGAAAAUAGGAAGUCCUUCUGGCACUUUAUUACAAAUGUCUGUGCCAUCAUUGGAGGUGUUUUCACGGUUGCUGGGAUAUUGGACUCAGUUCUGCACAACACAAUGAGACUGAUGAAAAAGAUUGAACUAGGGAAAAAUUUUUGAUGGGAAGAUGAAUUAUUGGCAUAUUUCUCACACCCCAUUUGUCUGUGUGACAUGGUCUAUGUAAAAAGAAGUGCCAAUGUGUAUGCCCCUCUCGAAUAUGCAUGAGAAAACAUAAACAUAUUAGCCACUCUAGUUGCUCAUACAGGAAAUGAUUAAAGAAAGAUUUUGGGUAAUGCAUGCAAGGAUUUAUUUUUAUCA
This is a messenger RNA of Vitis vinifera (wine grape), 1947 nucleotides long. Its product is annotated as protein disulfide isomerase-like 5-4. The coding region runs from base 301 to 1749 and encodes 482 amino acids. NCBI's taxonomy places the organism in Eukaryota, Viridiplantae, Streptophyta, Magnoliopsida, Vitales, Vitaceae. The record is from RefSeq and is a predicted model, not a curated record. Gene Ontology annotation, cellular component: COPII-coated ER to Golgi transport vesicle; endoplasmic reticulum. The transcript is spliced from 15 exons.